This is a messenger RNA of Nicrophorus vespilloides, 2110 nucleotides long. It is a transcript of the gene Csgalnact, whose product is annotated as chondroitin sulfate N-acetylgalactosaminyltransferase 1. Bases 1 to 1767 code for a protein of 588 amino acids. Gene Ontology annotation, cellular component: Golgi cisterna membrane. The record is from RefSeq and is a predicted model, not a curated record. Gene Ontology annotation, molecular function: glucuronosyl-N-acetylgalactosaminyl-proteoglycan 4-beta-N-acetylgalactosaminyltransferase activity. The transcript is spliced from 5 exons. Lineage: Eukaryota; Metazoa; Arthropoda; Insecta; Coleoptera; Silphidae.
AUGAAUGUUGGUUGCAUAGAUGUCGCCAUUGUACAUAUCGUUGCAAUCAUUUCAGUUGGUACUUUUGCUUGUCAAUUGUCAAAUUGUGUAUUAUUGUGUGUUUGUGCAGGAUCGACGGCGACGCAGCAGAUCGGCGUGCAGCAGGAUUCUUCGAAUCAGCUGGGCUAUCAGCAGCUGCUGCAGCAGAGGGAGGAGGAGAACAGGCAGGAAGUGGAGAGGCUGACUGCUGAAAUACGGGCGCUGAAACACCAACUGCUGCAGCUAACGAGUAGUGGACAGCAGCAACAGCAGCAGGAAGGUGCAUCGUUUACUGUGAACUUGAAUGCUUCAGUGUCGCCGGCAGCGGUGGUGGCGACACCGACGAACGGGGAAUGCGCCCACUACAUCAGGAAGCAGGUGUCGACGGCGGAGGUGCUGCGCGGCAUCUCGCUGAACAACGAGUACGAGCUGAUCCCGUUCAACCACUUCACGUACACCCGAGUCUACCCCAUAGACCUGGGGCUGGGCAAACGGGUGGUGGAGAAGCCGAUAGGUUUCAAGCGGAAGGACCUGCUGGAGGCGCUGAUGAAGGCCGUCGACGCGCUGAACAGGAACCAAACGAAUCAGAGGAGUUCGUCGACGACGACGGCCCGUUACGCUCUGGACGAUUUCCUGGAGGGUAUAUACCGCACCGAGCCGACGACGGGAACCCAAUACGAACUAUACUUCCGCAGCAAGUCGACCGCCACCUCCUCUUCGUCGAACCAUCACCAUUACGUCAACGGCUUCUUCAAGGUGGUGGUGAUGCGACCAUUCGCACCGCUACAAACGGUCAGCUCGACGGGACUGGCGGGGCCGAAGGAGAAGGAACUGAUCCACGUCAUCCUGCCACUGAGCGGGAGGACGGCGACGUUUCAGGGAUUCAUGGACAAGUUCGUCAAAAUAGGCCUGAAGAACGAUAGACGUGUCCAUCUGACUGUCGUCUACUUCGGGGAGGAGGGUCUGUCGGAGGCAAGAAGUAUCAUGUCCAGAGUACUGAUGACAAAGAACAGCGGUGGAAGCGCGAACAACCUGCGGCUCCUCGCCAUGAACGAGACGUUCUCCAGGGGUAAAGGGUUACGCGUCGGGGCGGAGAGAGUGUGGGGUGGUUUAGGUGAUAGCGGUGGCGGUGGCGGUAAAGACGUGCUGCUGUUCAUGUGCGACGUGGACGUGGUGUUCAGUGCGCGCUUCCUGGACAGGUGCAGGUGGAACACGCAGGCCGGAAAGAAGGUCUACUAUCCGGUCGUGUUCAGCCUCUACAAUCCUCACGUCGUCUACACUCUGCAAGGAAGAGAAGUGCCCCCAGAGAACGAUCAGCUGGUCAUCUCCAGGGAUACAGGAUUCUGGAGGGACUUUGGAUACGGAAUGACCUGCCAAUACAGGUCGGACUUCCUGAAGGUGCGCGGCUUCGACGAGGACAUCGUCGGUUGGGGCGGCGAAGACGUCAUGCUGUACCGGAAGUACGUGCGCAGUCACAUGAAGGUCGUCAGGGCUACGGAUCCCGGCAUAUUUCACAUUUGGCAUCCGAAGGUCUGCUCCGGCGGUCCCGGAGGACAGAAGUUAUCCGCGGAUCAGUACAGGGCCUGCAUCAGGUCGCGCGCCCUCAACGAAGCCUCUCACGCCCAGCUCGGAUUCCUGGCAUUCCGCGACGACAUUGCUGCCAACAGUCCCAACUCCAAGUACCAAUCCCCUAUACACGCGCCUCCACCGAAACGGAGUAAAUCGGAGGCGGCCAAGAAGAACACUUGAUGAACCCUUGGCAAAUUCGAGUUCUAAUUGGACACGCAUCCCCUAUAAAACAUACCAACCGCAUCCCACGAAAUACCCCCAUAAAAAAUGAAUUCACCGCAUGUAGCGUGAACUAACCACAUUUUCCACCCGAAAUGACGUUUCUAGUGAAUUUUAGUGGUACGAGACGCGUAGGCGCUGAAUAUCUUCAACUCCUCCCAAUUUUUUUCAAUUGUUAUCGUUUUCACGUUUCCUUUUGCGCAUCGAUCAUACGCCAAAACCGUUUAUUGUGAUAUCGUUUACGUUUUUUUUAUAUAUAAUAUAAAUAUAUAUAUAUAUACAUACAUAAUAUUAAACUUUUCAA